AUGAGUUACUGGCUACUAAUGGCGCCUGCUGGAUCUCGUGAUCCGUCCGAGAAGACCAAGUCUUCGAAACAGAAGAAAACACUUUUUCGUCCUCCAUCGCUAAAGCUUCGAAUGAAACCAUUCGGUCUAGAAGCCCGAAUCACAGCUGUCCGGGGCAGUGUUUCAGUUCCAUCGAGUCUCACAGACGAUGAAGAACUACCGAAACACCUACCGACAAUGCCAGCGCAGAUCGUGGACACCCAUGACCCGUCUGGAACGAUACCAGGGGCCUCUGCUAACCACAUGGCAACCGACACCAAAGAGACAGAAAGCCAAUCACACGAGUCGAGUCACAAAGAAGAUAUCGCAGUCGGGGAGGUCGGGGAUAUUCAGUCUUCCUCUCCGCAGAAAGUUUUGGGCACUAUGAUUGACUUGGAAUCACCUCCUUCUGAACCUGAAUCUGAAAUUUCUCCAUUGUCAGGCCAUCUCCCUCCAUUGCCUUCAUCCUCCCGCUUGGCCCGCUUUUUCCCAGAGCUGUCUUCGAACUUGUCCGUUGUCUCCCCGGUCAGUGCAGAUUUCAAUAUGGACCGCUCGAUGGGGCCCUCUUUUUUCGAACGGGAACUAGAAGAACGAGUGCAGAAUUUAUAUCAAAGCUCUGCAGAUGUCGCUCCCGAUGCACAAGGCCCUCCCGAUGCACAUGGGUCUACCGAUCAACAGGAGAUCACCCACUUGUCUUCUGGGUCUGAAGAGACUUUGGAUUGUGCUUCAUCGUGUUACAGUCGUCGCACUUCGGUGACCAGUGUUGGCACCACGUUCUGGGGAGAUGAUGAACGAUACCCUUACAAGACAGCCGACGCAUACUCCAUCUUUUCCCCCGUCGCCGCGGGUGUCUUCGACGACGCCCGUUCCAUCUGUUCCUCGCGGCCUUCCUCGGUAGUGGUUCCCUGCCACCUGCACGUCUCAAAGCCCGUCUUUCCAAGUCCCAUCACCAAAAAGGUAUCAAUGAACGACCUCAAGAACAAGCCCUUGCCACUGGAACCAUUCCUCGAGCCCAGCUCAGCCUCAAGUUACCGCAGCGACUCCCCCCUUUCGGUAGCUUCGUCACACGUCAAGUCACAGUGGUCAACACACUCCAAGAGAAACUCGCUGAUCUCGUUGCAACACUCCUCCACGAGGAGCCAGAGCGAAUUGAAGGAGUCCAUGUUACACCAGUUGAAUACCCGCCGACAACCCAACCAUUCCUGCCGUACAUGCGGACACAGUCAGCGCCAACCACAGAGCCAGCCGCAGCGUCAAGGUCGACAAGGUCGACAACGGUCAGAUCUAGUGGUCGCUGGUCAUCGAGCCCGUCAUAUCCCAACAUUGUCGCAGGCCGCCGAGGAACUCGAAGAUGCCCUAGCGGGUCUUGCUGGCCAAGAUUUGUCUCAUAAAACGCUGCUGAUCCUCGACGGGCCAUUGCAGAUCAGUCGCCAUAACGGGGACUUGAUUGCUACCCGGCCGGCGCCCCUCCCCCCUUCCACGAAGCCUCACUCAUACACACCGCAAGGGAAAUCGACACUGAAGAACGGCAGUCGGGUCAACACGAUCAAAUCAGCGGGCUCAAUUCCAGCCAAAGAAAAAAGUCUUAAAAUUAAAAGGGAGGCGAAAGACAAGCCUCGUCGAUCGGGCAAGGCUAGGGAGAAGGACUUGGAAGAAAGGGAGACCGAAGCAAGAACUCCAGCUUCAAAGCAAACCAUCAAAAAAGAAAAAUCCAAGAAAUCCUUCCUAAGCUUUCGCAAGCAAGGCCAAGUGGUGCGCGAUGCAGUUAGCGUCGGCUCACGGUCGGAGGACUCCAUGCACAUGACAUUAGACUCGCAUCCUCCCCUCGAUCUGGCCCCCACGCGCAACAGCCUGCUACUUCAAUUGCCUCGUCUGCAAACUAAUGGUCUGCAAACUAAUGAUCACGGGAAUCCCUUCGAUCACGCUGCGGAAAAAGCAGUGUUAUCGGGUAGCCCCGGCCCGGUCGCCAUGGAGGACAUGAAACUAGAGAAGCCCAUAGCCUCCAAAAUCCGUCAGAGCUGGGCUAUGGUCUCGACUGCCCAGGCAAGCAGCAUUCAACUCACCGAACAGAUCUAUGAACUUCCCGCUACUCCCCCGUCGCCUACAGCUGUGCUGCCUCCCCGAGACAAGCGCAAUGUUCCAGUCAAUAGCACCACCCCGAUAGAUAUGCCAGUGGAUUUGAUUAUGUCAAUCAUGCAGAACAUCGACUCUCUAGAUGACCUUUUCAACUUUGCCCUCGUCAACAAAAAGAUCUAUACCUCGUUCAAAGGUCGCGAGCUGCCCAUGCUGAAGAAUGCCCUGUUCAAAAUGUCCCCGCCCGCUUGGGAACUGCGCGAAAUGAGUCCGCCAUGGGAAAUGGAGUGGCAGCUCCUCGUAGAUCCUGACUCCCAGGUUCCAGAUUACACGCCCACGCUGUAUCUGCAGAGGUACGCACAGGACAUCUACACUCUUGCCAAGCUGAAGGCAUUGGUCCUUGCGCGGUGCGCUCCGUUCCUGCGUCGCGAUACCAUCCGUGGUCUGGCGGGCGUGGAUAACACCCGCGCCGAGGAAGUCGACGAUGCUUUCUGGCGGCUCUGGACCUUCUGUCGGAUCUUCGGCUGUGGCAAGGGGCGCGAGAAUGAUAUUGCUGGCCAAAUGGACUGGUUGAAGGGUGGUGUCCAGGCGAAGAACCAUUUCACUUCGGCUUCAACGAUGACACAACCUUUCGGUAUCAAUAAUGUUCUGUUUGAACCACCGGAGGGAUUCGGUCGUGGAAAUCUUUCCGGUCUAUCACAGAAGCAGAUGUACGAUCUGACGGAGAUCUGGACUUGCAUGGGUGUUCUGUUGCAGCCGUUGCAUGGAAAGUGCAUUGAAGCUCGCAAGGUCGGCAUUUUUGAUAGCAUGAAUGUUCCAGAUGGUGAACUGGCCCUCGAAGAGACCGUUCUCGAGGAAUGGACUUCAUACAUUCUCACACUCGGUCUAGGCGCAGUGUUAACACUCAGCUCUGUCUGCCCGGCUGACACCGCCACCGCCACAUUCACCAAAGCGAAGUCAAUCGGCCUCACCAAAUGGGAAGCAACCGAAAUCGAAGCAAGUCGAUCAUCGUUCCUGAAAGAAGCAGUUUCACGUGCCUACGAGCUCCAAGAACGCGCACUUGACAGCCCGACCGAAAUCAGCCCGCAAAAAGCAAGCCCCAAUGAAACCGACCGCGAUAUCCGUGAGCGACAAGCCGGAUUCGCCUACGAGCUUCGCUGCCGCCGUGAACGCGGUUUCGAGCCCGAUCCCAACGGCCGGUUUUCUUUCUCUGCUGAACGCCCUAUGUCGGAGUUCAGCACUAUUGUCCAUAAUCUCAAUGGGUCGAUUCGAGAUCACCGGCCCAUUCCAUCUGUUCCUGCUCUCGUCCUUGAUAGAUCCUCAAAUUCAACUUGUGGGACGGCUCCCCAUACCCCGACUCACCCGUCCGACUCUACCAGUGUUUUCCCUCCGUCGCAUACUCCACUACCGCCGGCUAUAGUUCCUCUACCACUACGGCCGCAAGUUCUAGAUCCUGUCGACCGCGCCAUUGAUAUGAUGGUUAAUGAGCUUGGCUUUAGUCCGCAAGACGCUAAGUGGGCUCUCAAGAUUACGGAUACUGGUGAAGGGAUCGAUGCUCCUGCUGCUGUGCAGCUACUUCAGCGUCAGCGGAGAAAGAACCAGCACAAUCCCUCUGGCCAAGGCGAUACCCUGCUGUCGGAUGUUAUUAAGCGUCAAAAGUCACAAGAGUCAGGCUGGCACUGGGCUUGA
Penicillium robsamsonii is the source of this 3780-nucleotide messenger RNA. RefSeq lists its product as uncharacterized. The coding region runs from base 1 to 3780 and encodes 1259 amino acids. The transcript has 2 exons. Lineage: Eukaryota; Fungi; Ascomycota; Eurotiomycetes; Eurotiales; Aspergillaceae. The record is from RefSeq and is a predicted model, not a curated record.